Messenger RNA from Neofelis nebulosa (Clouded leopard), 985 nucleotides. RefSeq names its product transmembrane protein 53 (gene TMEM53). The transcript is spliced from 3 exons. The record is from RefSeq and is a predicted model, not a curated record. Lineage: Eukaryota; Metazoa; Chordata; Mammalia; Carnivora; Felidae. The coding region runs from base 74 to 910 and encodes 278 amino acids.
GGCUGCGGGUGAGGCGCGGGCGCGCGAGCGGGAGUUCCGGCGGAGGCCCGUGCUGAGUGCUGGCGCCUUCGCCAUGGCCUCGUCUGAGCUGGACUACACCAUCGAGAUCCCGGAUCAGCCCUGCUGGAGCCAGGAGAACAGCCCCAACCAAGGCGGGAAGGAGGUGGGGACACGACAGCCUUUGGUGAUUCUCUUGGGCUGGGGUGGCUGCACCGACAAGAACCUUGCCAAGUACAGCGCCAUCUACCACAAAAGGGGCUGCAUCGUGAUCCGAUACACAGCCCCAUGGCACAUGGUCUUCUUCUCCGAGUCCCUGGGCAUCCCUUCACUUCGUGUUUUGGCCCAGAAGCUACUUGAGCUACUCUUUGAUUACGAGAUUGAGAAGGAGCCCCUGCUCUUCCAUGUCUUCAGCAAUGCUGGUGUCAUGCUGUACCGAUACGUGCUGGAGCUCCUGCAGACCCAUCGGCGCUUCUGCCACCUGCGUGUGGUGGGCACCAUCUUUGACAGCGGUCCUGGUGAUAGCAACCUGGUGGGGGCUCUGCGGGCCCUGGCAGCCAUCCUGGAGCACCGGCCUGCUGUGCUGCGCCUGCUGCUCCUGGUGGCCUUCGCCCUGGUGGCAAUCCUGUUCCAUGUCCUGCUCGCUCCACUCACUGCCCUCUUCCACACCCACUUCUAUGACAGGCUACUCGAUGCAGCCUCUCGCUGGCCUGAGCUCUACCUCUACUCGAGGGCCGACGAGGUGGUCCUGGCCAGGGAUGUGGAACGCAUGGUGGAGGCACGCUUGGCACACCGGGUCCUGGUGCGCUCUGUGGACUUUGUGUCAUCUGCACAUGUCAGCCACCUCCGCGACUACCCUGCUUACUACACAAGCCUCUGUGUCAACUUCAUGCGCAGCUGUGUCCACUGCUGAGCUCCUUCCCCACCCAACACCCACCCAACUUACCCCUACUCCAGAAAUAAAUGCCUGACACCUCCCCACAACCUA